CUCAUUGCUUUAUUCCAAGCACACAAUGGAGGGGGCUACAAAGUGGGACCCUAGAUGCUCAAGAACAGCUGAUAAGCUCUGCUACUUCUGUGUCUGCAUGAAACUUCUUAAAGAUCAUGCCAAUAGUACUGCUUCUGUUGCUUCUUUCAUUCAAGCUGAACUUUUUCAUGCACAAUUGCGCAUCCAAGAGCUUGAAGCUGAGCAACAGUCGUUUCAGAAGGAAGUCAAGCACUUAUUGAAGAAGCUUGAGGAAAAAACAACCUCAUGGCUGAGGAGAGAACAUCAGAAAAUGAAUGCAGUCUUGAAUGAUUUAAAGAAUGAUUUGAGCAAUCAAAGGAAAAAGUAUCAAACCAUGGAAAUCAUCAGUUCCGAAUUGGUUAAUGAGAUGGCAGAUGUUAAAUUGUCUGAAAAGCAGUUCAAGAAAGAUUAUGAGGAAGAGAAAAAAGGCAGAGAAUUAAUGGAGGAAGUUUGUAAAGAAUUAGCACGUAAAAGUGCAGAAGAAAAAGCCAUGCUUGAAGCAAUGAAAAUGGAAUCUAUUAAAAUUUGGGAAGAAGUAGAAGAAGAGAGGAAAAUGUUGCAGAUUGCUGAGGUAUGGCCCGAGGAACGCGUCCAGAUGAAGCUUACUGAUGCGACAUUGGCCCUCGAGGAUAAGUAUUGUGAAAUGAACAAAUUAAUAGCAGAUUUUGAAGCUUUUUUGAUGUCAGGAAGUGCUACCUUGGAUGUGAGGGAGUUGAGAAAAGCUGAAUUGUUCAUACAAGCAGCUAAGUCUGUAAAUAUUGAAGAUAUCAAGGAAUUUUCUUAUAUGCCCUCAAAGCCAAGUGAUGUAUACUCCAUUUUAGAAGAAGUUAAACAAUUAGAAGCUGACAAGAGGAUGGUUGAACAAUGCAGUAAGUACAGUCCUGUAAGUGGUGUUUCCACUAUCCAGACUGAACAGACUGCUAGUUCAGUGGCAAAACAAUGUAAUAGCCAGCAUUUGCUGAAUUAUUCAAAUGGCUCUAUUGCCAACAACAGUCAAUUUGAAGAAUAUGCAAAAGCUUGGGAAUCCCAUUCUGAGGAAGAAGUUUCAAGUUAUUCCCUUGAAGGGAGCAACACCACUGUUAAUGGGAUCAAGAUCAGGGAAGGAAACUGCAAAAAUGCUUGGCAGAGUGCAAGAGAAUGGAAGGAGACCAUAAGAAAUGAUUCUCUAAAUACACAAAUGAGUGGGUUCUGCUCAGCUGAACAAUCAUCACAUAACAUACCUUUCACUGCUGCGCUUUUGGGAUCAUCAAGCCUAAGUAACAGCAGACGCAGUAAGAUAACAUUUGAUGAUGGUAGAGACUGGAGGAGCUCAAAUGACACAAUUUCUAGUCUGAAGAGAACUUCUCCGAAAAGAAAGUUGUGUGAAGGAAGGCCUAGGCUACUAAGGGACUUGGCGAAUCCACAUGUUACUCGAGGGAUGAAAGGAUGGAUUGAAUGGCCACGACAGAUCCAGAAGAAUAGCUUAAAAAAAGCCAAGCUUUUGCAAGUCAGUUUAGAGAGCCAGAAAGCUCACCUUCGUAGUUUUUUUGAAAGGAAGACUUAAUAAGGUAAGGAAUACAUAUUCUUAAAGUGUUUCCUUAACCAGAUCAAUAAUGUUACCUUGCAUCUCCAUGAAUGCCUUUAACUUCGGGCUCUGAAGACACAAGAUUUUGUUCAGGUUACCCUUAUGCAAGCAUGCAUGGUCCUAUUCAAGCAAUCACUUGCCAAGUUCCAGUCAUUUUGUUUCUAUAAUAGGAUUAUUCUUAUUUCUAGCUCAUAUUGCACA
Molecule: messenger RNA, 1783 nt
Organism: Hevea brasiliensis (rubber tree)
Lineage: Eukaryota; Viridiplantae; Streptophyta; Magnoliopsida; Malpighiales; Euphorbiaceae
Exons: 1
Coding region: 26-1561 (511 amino acids)
Source: RefSeq, a predicted model, not a curated record